AUGGUUAAGUUUACAAUCGAACAGGUCUUUAAUCCCACCGACGAACAGAUCCGGGCCUCCGCCGAUUUGUUUCUGGAUCUGAUGAAAGAAGAUCGUAGCGUCUUGAGUCUACUCGGAGGUGACCUUUCCUUGGUCUCCUAUAUGAUAGGGGCGAUGCUCCGUGCUGGUGCACUGGAGGGCGAAUAUUACGUCGCCACUGACGAGGCUGGAAAACUCGUUGGGUAUACCAUGUGGAUGCCCCCGGGAAAGCAGUUGUUCGAAUCGGAGGCCCAACGAAACCUAGGAUUGCACGAGUUCCAGAACAAACUCUCGGAUGAGACUAAAGAAUAUUGGCAAAAUACGUACAUGGCUCGAUACCCUGGCUUCGUCCAAGAGCAUCUCGGUCCAACGGCGAAGGCGGACCUAUGGUGGUUACAUCAAGCGUUCGUAAGGAGGGACUCGCAACGUCAAGGAGUCCUCAGGGCGCUUUUCAACGUCGUUCUCGAAAAGGCGAAGGCGACUGGGUCAACCGUUGGGACAACCACCACAGACGACGUGAAUAUCGCGGUAUACACCAGUUUGGGGUUCAAACAUAUCGCGUCGACAAUGAUUCCUUCUUCAGUCGGGGAAUGGCCUAUUCACUUGUUCGAAAUGCGAACUGAAGAGCAGAAAUAGACUGUUCUCUCGGCUGUCCGCAACCCUUUCUCACAUGUAUUUUUACGAGAACGUAUCUCGUUCAAUACAUCAGUACUCAAACAA
This is a messenger RNA of Coprinopsis cinerea okayama7#130, 738 nucleotides long. RefSeq lists its product as hypothetical. Gene Ontology annotation, molecular function: acyltransferase activity, transferring groups other than amino-acyl groups. Bases 1 to 654 code for a protein of 217 amino acids. The record is from RefSeq and is a predicted model, not a curated record. The transcript is spliced from 8 exons. NCBI's taxonomy places the organism in Eukaryota, Fungi, Basidiomycota, Agaricomycetes, Agaricales, Psathyrellaceae.